AUGACGCGCGAGGCUGCUCGUCCCGCAAAGCACCCUCAGUCCCGGAACGUCCGUCAAAGAAGAACGUGCACGGACCCUGCCCGAUCAACGCGCACGUACCGCAUGCCCGGGCCAUCGAGCACGGGCCCGAACGUCGGCGUCGGUGGCAUGGACGCCAGCCUCGUCCAUGCCAAGUGGCACCACGCUCGCUUCCGCGGACAUCGCGCAGGAUAUGCCCGGAAGACCCACGGCGCCCCGGCCGCUGCCAUCGCACUCUCCAGCGAGGUAUAUAAGCGAGGGCCUGUGGCGGAGCGGAUGUGCUCGCCGAGUGAGCGCGCCAUGGCGACGGGCUGCGUGGUCUGGUUGUCGUGUACGGUGUCGAGGUCGUCGGUUCUCGCGCUGAUGGGCGAAGGGCGUCCCUGCGGAAGUCUUCGUCCGGAAGGACUUGCAGCUGACGAGCCUCGUCGAUGGCUGCGGAUCGUGGGGAGCGGGCAGCAACGACGCGCUGCACGAUUGAGGGGACCAUGUGCUGUAUGUCUAGAGUAGUGAGUACAGAUCGCUUGUGCUUGGGGAGAGGGGCGCGGGACGGGUCGUGGGCGUACGUACGUAGGGUCACACAGGGCGACUUGCGAUGUAUCCGGGCGUGCACCUUGCGCGUCGCUGCGCACUGCGGUCCGUGGCUGCGAGAAGUCAGCGGGCGGGCAGGAGAUCGCGGGCG
Molecule: messenger RNA, 697 nt
Organism: Fomitopsis serialis
Lineage: Eukaryota; Fungi; Basidiomycota; Agaricomycetes; Polyporales; Fomitopsidaceae
Exons: 3
Coding region: 1-525 (174 amino acids)
Source: RefSeq, a predicted model, not a curated record